AUGGUUAAGAAAGCUCUUUUGUGGAUCUCCAGCCCAGAAGAUCUCGCUGAGGCCACGCUCCAAGGCUCCACAUCCAGCAGGAGCCUUGUGAUGCUCUUAAAGCAGAGACAAGAACGAGAAGCCAAUUUUGUCCAGAAGAAAGCGGAGAGGGCCACCGUCAGAAGCCAUUUCCGGGAUAAGUACAGACUUCCAAAGAACGAGACGGACGAGACCCAGAUCCAGCAGGCCGGGGACGAUGUGGUGCUGCCCACGGAGCUGGCCAAGAUGAUCGCGGAGGACAAUCAGGAGGAGUCACACAAGCAGUCGGUGCUGGGCCAGCUGUCCAACAUCCAGAACGUGGACAUCGACCAGCUGAAGGACAAAGCGCAGGCCACGCUGGAAGACCUCAAAAAGCAGACGGAGAAUUGCAGCCUCAUGUGAUCCGGCCCGCUCUGGAGUCCCAGGGGGGAUUAGAGUUUCACUCACGCACAUAUUUUUCAAAGGCAGAGCUACUCUGGAGGUAGAUGGGUUCCUAUUGCUUUAGA
Molecule: messenger RNA, 524 nt
Organism: Pseudoliparis swirei
Lineage: Eukaryota; Metazoa; Chordata; Actinopteri; Perciformes; Liparidae
Product: complexin-3-like
Exons: 3
Coding region: 1-420 (139 amino acids)
Biological process (GO): regulation of neurotransmitter secretion; synaptic vesicle exocytosis; neurotransmitter transport
Cellular component (GO): terminal bouton; SNARE complex
Molecular function (GO): syntaxin binding
Source: RefSeq, a predicted model, not a curated record